This is a messenger RNA of Capsicum annuum, 2078 nucleotides long. RefSeq names its product putative F-box protein At1g49610. Gene Ontology annotation, molecular function: protein binding. The record is from RefSeq and is a predicted model, not a curated record. Lineage: Eukaryota; Viridiplantae; Streptophyta; Magnoliopsida; Solanales; Solanaceae. Bases 257 to 1852 code for a protein of 531 amino acids. The transcript is spliced from 4 exons.
UAUUAAUAACCUACGUAAUUGUAGCCAGUUCCUAAAAUGAUGAAUUUUUCCUUUUAAACAAGUUCUGAUUGCGAGUUUAUUGGGUACAUUUGGCGCCAUCAUUUUGGGUCGGUUUCAUCACAAAUACAUUUAGGGUUAUAGGGCUUCAAAUUCUCUCAUUCACCAUAGUCGACGAAACACAAUGGAUUGACUUCCGUUGAGCGAGCAGGUACAGUAGUGGUUUAAUGGUUUAGUAUAUAGGUCUCUCAUUCUUGCAAUGAACUUUGAAAGGGAGAGCGAGCAAGACCAAUCCCCUGGCUGUUUUGAUGAUGAUGGACAUUCUAAAAGCCAGCUUCUUGAAAACCCACCUCAGGAAAAAGUGAAGAUUGAGACAGAAAGUGAAGUAACUGGCAUUGAUUGGAUCAGCAAGCUACCAGACGAUCUUAUUGUCCGAAUUCUUUCUCAGUUGCCUAUACAAGAUGCCUUCAGAACAGCUAUUCUCUCUAAACGCUGGCAAUAUCCCUGGACUUGUAUAGACAACCUUAUUUUUGACAACACAUAUACCGAUUGGGUUGAUAGAGUGAAUGUGAUUAAUAAGUUUGUUUCCUUCACGGACAAUGUACUACCGCUCCUUUGCUGCUCUAAAAUUAAAAAGUUUACUCUAUAUUUCCGAUUUUGCCUUGUUUCGUCUUAUAGUUCAAAAAUUGACGAGUGGCUUGAAAUUGCUUUGAAGAAAAGAGUCGAGGAUCUUGACCUGGAAAUAUGGUAUUAUGAUGAUGAUCCCUUUCCCUAUGUCUUGCCACAAGCUCUCUGUAGCUGUUCAUCUAUUAUAAAAUUUCGUUGCGAGUUUUGCAGAAUACCAGAAGAAUGUGUACUAAAUUGGACAUCGCUGAAGAGUUUAACGCUAAAGUAUUUGUUUCUCCGGGAUGAACAUAUUGAACAAAUAGUAACAAAUUGUCCUCAGUUGGAAUCUUUGAAGCUAUGUGAGUUUUGUGGUUUUCAUCGUUUACAUUUAACUUCUCCAAAAUGUAGUAGGCUGGAAUUGAUUGAUCAUGUCCAUCCUGACGGAGAUUGGGGUUCAUUUGGAGGUGAUUGUUCCUUCGAAAUAGUUGCUCCAUAUAUUCAACAUUUAAAGAUUUCGGGGCAUUUUGAUGGUGUGGAAAUUAGACUAGGGGACCUUUCAUCUUUAGUCCACGCUGAUCUUACUUUCUCUGUUGAUGGUGUAUUUGACAAGACCGUGGAACUUCUCUUGGCAAGUGUACGUUGUGCUAAUGAGCUAAUGGUCCCAUGCUGGUUUAUCGAGAUGAUUUAUGUGUUGGCGGUGGAAAAGAAAGCUGUUUCAUUACUUUUGCUGAAGUGCAAAAAGUUGACGAUAAAUUCUUGGAUUUCAAAAAAGGCCAUUCUCGGCAUAGACUGUCUCUUAAGGUCAACUCCUUAUCUAGAGAAUUUGACGAUAAUUCAUCAAGAGGGCGAUUUCUAUGCUUGGGAUGGAGAAUAUAAUUCGUCGGAAGAGAAAGACUCUGAUUCGUCAGGAGACGAAGAUUUUGAUUUGUGGGGAGACAUUUCCCUCUCCUUGCAUGAAAACAUAUUCAGAGGCUCCUUACAGAAUUUGAAGCAUGUAGAGGUUACUUCAAACUGUUGUAGUUGUCUACACAAAGCUAACGCAACAAAGCUCCUUUCAGAAUUCUUGAAGUCUUUGGUUGAGCAUGCAAAAAAUCUUGAGAAACUGGUUAUAGCGCCAUGGCAUAAGGGAUGCAAUAACUCUUCAACCAAUAUCUCAAAUGUGAUAAAGAAUUUAGCUUUUCCAGGAGCUUCUAAUAUUGCAAUUGUUUCCUUAGGAUCAAUUUCCAGUGUUGACUUUCCUGGGGAGUAGAAACUUUUAUAUGGACCUUGUUUGUUUCCCAGGAUAUUUUGUUACUGUUUUUGGAACUAUUCUACUUUUAUAUGUUGUCAGAGUAAAAAAUUGCUUACCAUCAAGCUACUGAAUAACUGAAAGAGGAGAGAAGUAAUGUGCUCUCAUUGAUUAAACUAUUGUGGUAGCGUAAAUCAAAGAAGUUUUGCAUUAUCAACGUAUAAAAUGUAGCAUCUUUAAUUUGAUA